Aaosphaeria arxii CBS 175.79 is the source of this 1356-nucleotide messenger RNA. RefSeq lists its product as uncharacterized. The transcript has a single exon. The record is from RefSeq and is a predicted model, not a curated record. Gene Ontology annotation, molecular function: zinc ion binding. NCBI's taxonomy places the organism in Eukaryota, Fungi, Ascomycota, Dothideomycetes, Pleosporales. Gene Ontology annotation, cellular component: peroxisomal membrane. The coding region runs from base 96 to 1232 and encodes 378 amino acids. Gene Ontology annotation, biological process: protein import into peroxisome matrix.
CGCCGACAUCUAUCCGCCGUGAACAUCCACUCAUUCAGUGUGAUUCUGGCAGCCGUUGCAUUGUCAUACACGCAAUCACCCUUCAUAACUACACGAUGUCACGGCAAUUCAGAUACCCUUUCGCAGACUCGCCAGACAUAAUACGGUCGCACCAGAAAGAUGCAUACUUCAGCGGCGUGCUCCUCGAGCAGCUAUCGACCCUCCUGCGCAAGUCAUACGGCGCACGCUUCGCCCACACAUAUGCCUCCGAAGCGCGUGUCUUCGGUGAUGUUCUCUAUCUCGGCCUCACGACGCUGAUUGGUAAUCGAACGCUCGGAGAAGAGUACUGCGACAUCGUCCAGAUAGAAGGCGAGAACGGGCGACUACCCGCGCUGGGGCGAAGAGCAGGAUACAUUUUAAGCUGCAUACUGGGGCCAUACAUGCUAGGAAAGGCCCUACCAGCCUUCAGGCGAAGGAUCAGAGCGAAACUCGAGGCAAACAUGAGGAAAUACGCCCGGACGCACGCCAAAGCGCAGCAACACGCGAAAGAGAGCGGGACGAAGGCGCCCUCGAUGCCAUUAGCCGCACGGCUGCAGAACUAUCUUCUCCAGAAUCUGGAUACCUUCACAUCGCCAUCGCCCAUCCACGCCAUCUCGCUGGCGACGUUUUACUUUGCCGGCUCAUAUUACCAUCUCUCGAAACGACUAUGGAAUCUGAGGUACAUCUUCACGCGCAAGGUGGAGGAAAGCGAUCAGCGCGUCGGCUACGAGGUUCUGGGAGUUCUGUUGAUCCUCCAGAUGGCAGUGCAGUCGUACCUACAUCUUCAAAACACAAUCUCGCGAGAUACCGUGAGCACGGGAGCACUGGGCGCAGGCACAGGAGCCACGGCCAUCGUCGGAGGCGGCGUGGAAGUCUCGCUCGACCCGAACGCCUAUAGCCCGAACAACGCACUGCUGUUCGAAGCCGCCAACCCUGCGUCGUCGUCUGCGCCGACGGAUCUUCACAAGUGGACGCACACGCCUGCCGCGGACCACGCCAGAUACGAGCUCGGCGACGAGGGCACGAUGGGCUGGAUCGGUGGGGAUAACAGGAAGUGCACGCUUUGUUUGGAGGAGAUGAAGGAUCCGAGUGUGACGACGUGCGGGCAUGUGUUCUGCUGGACGUGCAUCAGCGACUGGGCGAGGGAGAAGCCGGAAUGUCCCCUCUGUAGGCAGAGCUGUCUGGCGCAACAUGUGCUUCCUCUACGGGGCUAACCACGACUUGUGUAUAUCGAACGUUGACUUUUAAAUACCCGCAGAUCUUUUAGUUUAUAUGAUACUUGUAUAGUACAGCAAAAUUUACGGAUUCGUUACCCAAUUUCAGGGGCUAUAAUCAGAU